AUGUCACCGAAGAAACUUCAUGUUGGCUUGAGGGCUAGCGAUGACGAGUGCAGAGGAGUACAUACUCAGAAGGAUUCCAUAGAUACUAUGCAUGAUAACAGAGAGAAGUGUUGUGGUAGCUAUAUAGAAAUGCACUCUAAUGACGAUCCGAGACUCUCUCCUGAUAGUCUCUACACUAAUCAGGUCAAACAGGCCCCUCGAGAAUACUUAAACGAGUGUAAAGGAAUGUGCUAUGAGAGUGAAAAGAAGAUUGAGACUGUAUUAGAAACACCGAGCUGUCGUGAGAUUGCUCAAGCAGACCCUAACUGUUCGCAAAAGUCUUGUACUGAUGAGUGCUGUCUUGAGAGUUCUUCAAUAAUAGCUGAGGUUACCGACAACUGCGAAGAAAAAUGUUGCGAAGAACAAUCGAUAAGUAGCUUUGAAGUGGUUUUAAGUGAUUGCGAGAGUCAUCAGCCUGUUGAUAGUACUAUUGAAGUACCUGAUUGUAAGCCUGAUACUUCCAGUCAAUAUCUAGCGAAGGAUGGCUGUUUCUUUGAAUCGAGAAAUCCUAUUUCCAAGAAAAGAAAAUGUGGAGUCAGUGGAAUCAAAACUGACAUUACAAGUAAAUCUGAAUGCUGCAACAUCUCGUGUGUCGAACGCCUUGCAUCUCGUGGCUGUACGAAAAAAAUUUCUGGUAACAAGACUGAUUUUGAGAAUUAUAGCAGGUGUGCUAAAGAAACUUCAAGCGAGAAAUACUCUAGUGAGCGCUAUUUCGAGAUAUAUAAUCGUUAUUCUUCAAUCUUGAAAGCUUUAGGUUGUAUUUGCAACUAUUUGCGUGCUUUGGGAGAGGAAUCUUGCUGUCAUCCAAAGAUCAGUUUUUGCAACAGUGGGGAAACUUCUAUGAAAUCAAAAUACUCAUACCGUAAGAGUUCUGUAUUUCCAAUAAAGAAAAAACUUGAAAAAGACGACAAAAGUUCGAGUAAUCAUAAAAUCGUCCCGGCAAGUUCUAUUUGUUCCAGUAGCUGCUGCAAUGAAAACAGAGUCUCCGCUGUUACUUCAGCUAUUUACCGUCACUCUUCAGAAGAGAGGACACGAAUCGAUUCCGUAAAACCGAUUCGGGAAGUGGAUCUUCUUAACGUUGAAACAGGAUCCACCGGUAACGAGCACGUCGUUCUUAGUGUGUCAGGUAUGACAUGUACUGGCUGUGAAACCAAGCUCAAGAGAUCAUUUGCUGCACUUGAAUGUGUUCGCAAUUUGAAAACCAGUUUGAUAUUAUCACAAGCUGAAUUUGAUCUAAACCUUGCUCAGGGAUCUGUGAAGGAUAUUAUUAGGCACUUGAAGAGAACUACAGAAUUCAAGUAUGAACAGAUUUCAAACCGCGGUUGUACUAUAGAUAUUACUGUACCUCAUCCAGCAAAUGCUUUCAUGAACAAUGAAUGGCCACAAGGAGUCACAGAAAUGGAAACUAUUGAGAAGAAUAUCGUUCGUGUGUACUUCGAUCCCAAGAUUAUAGGUGCUAGAGACCUUAUCAAUAAAGGAUGGAAUGUGCCUGUUAAUCUAGCUUCUCCUAGUGCACACCCAACCGUUGAAGCAGGGAGAAAGCACUUAGUCCGUGUGGGCUUCACCACCAUACUAUCUGUAAUAUUGACGGUUCCCAUUCUUGUGAUGGCUUGGGCUCCACAUCUUCGUGAAAAAGUCUCAACUAUGUCCGUGUCGUUGGGACUAGCAACUAUCAUUCAGUGUGUUAUUGCGGGACCGUUCUACUUGAAUGCUCUGAAGAGCUUGUUAUUUUCCAGACUUAUCGAAAUGGAUCUAUUGAUUGUUUUAAGUACUAGUGCAGCCUACAUUUUUUCGAUUGUAUCAUUUGUAUACUUUGCUGCAGGUCAUCCAUUACCUACCGAGCAGUUUUUUGAAACUAGUUCUUUGCUUGUAACCCUAAUCAUGGUUGGCCGCUUUGUGAGUGAGCUAGCCAGACAUAGGGCUGUGAGUUCAAUAUCAGUACGUUCUUUACAGGUCUCUUCUGCUAUUAUACUUGAUGAAAGUGGCAACGAGACAAAAAUUGAUAUCCGGCUUCUCCAACAUGGCGAUAUUUUUAAGGUUGUCCCUGACUCACGAAUUCCAACUGACGGAACAGUUAUUUCUGGCUCUUCUGAAGUCGACGAAGCAACGAUUACAGGCGAAUCAAUGCCUGUCCCAAAAACUUGCCAAUCCACUGUUGUUGCUGGAUCACUAAAUAUCACUGGCACGUUGUUUGUGAAGCUAACUAAGCUUCCAGCAAACAAUACUAUUAACAUCAUAGCCACGAUGGUUGAUGAAGCAAAACUAACUAAGCCAAAGAUCCAAAAUAUCGCUGAUCAAAUUGCAAGUUAUUUUGUCCCGCUUAUUAUUGGAAUCACUGUUGUCACCUUUUGUGUUUGGGUGGGAAUUGGAAUCAAUGUUAAGAAGCAAUCCCGUUCUGAUUCCGUAAUCCAGGCUAUAAUAUAUGCCAUUACUGUACUCAUAGUUUCUUGUCCUUGUGCAAUCGGGCUAGCAGUUCCUAUGGUAUUUGUUAUUGCGAAUGGAGUCGCUGCAAAAAGAGGAGUAAUCUUCAAGUCGGCUGAUAGCAUAGAGGCCGCUCACAACACUUCACAUGUCAUUUUUGAUAAAACGGGUACUUUAACUGAAGGAAAACUUACCGUUGUACAUGAAAUCAUGAAGGAUGAUAAUCUCGAUGCCCAAUCUCAAUUACUUGGAUUGAUCGAGGGCAUUAAACACCCAGUAUCUAUCGCAGUAGCGUCAUAUCUUAAAGAACAGAAGGUGCGCGCCCGUCGUGUCCAUGAUACGAAAGCUUUGACUGGUAAGGGGGUAGAAGGGACGUCCCAUUCUGGUUCGAAGCUUCAAGGAGGAAACAGUCGUUGGAUUGGUAAUAGUGAUGAUCCUGAUGUCCAAAAAUUCCUGGAACAAGGAUAUACAGUUUUUUGUUUUAGUGUAGACGGUUCACUCACUGCUAUCUAUGCUCUAGAAGACUCUUUACGAGCAGAUGCUCUCGCAACAGUCAAUUCCUUGCGCCAAAGAGGUAUCUCAAUCCACAUUUUGUCAGGAGACGAUGAUGGAGCUGUUCGUUCGCUGGCUGCUCGUCUUGCAAUUGAGAGCUCCAAUAUUCGUUCUCACGCAACACCUGCAGAAAAGGGAGAAUAUAUUAAGCGUAUUCUCGAAGGCGUAAAUUCUGAGAGUUCUCCACAGUCAGAAAGACCAGUGGUUGUUUUUUGUGGCGACGGUACGAACGAUGCAAUCGCUUUGACCCAAGCCACGAUUGGUGUUCAUAUCAACCAAGGGAGUGAGGUUUCCCAGCUAGCCGCUGACGUCGUUAUGCUGAAACCAAAACUUAUCAAUAUCCUGAUUAUGAUGACUGUAAGUCGGAAAGCGAUGUUUAGGGUCAAACUGAAUUUUAUGUGGAGUUUUACUUACAACUUGUUUGCCAUUCUUUUGGCAGCUGGAGCCUUUGUUAACUUUCAUAUUCCACCAGAGUAUGCAGGUUUGGGGGAACUUGUUAGUAUCCUUCCUGUAAUCCUUGUAGCCACUCUUUUACGUUAUGCAAGUAUUUAG
Saccharomyces mikatae IFO 1815 is the source of this 3564-nucleotide messenger RNA. It is a transcript of the gene PCA1, whose product is annotated as cation-transporting P-type ATPase PCA1. Gene Ontology annotation, cellular component: membrane. Gene Ontology annotation, molecular function: ATPase-coupled monoatomic cation transmembrane transporter activity; ATP binding; metal ion binding. The record is from RefSeq and is a predicted model, not a curated record. The coding region runs from base 1 to 3564 and encodes 1187 amino acids. Gene Ontology annotation, biological process: monoatomic cation transport. Lineage: Eukaryota; Fungi; Ascomycota; Saccharomycetes; Saccharomycetales; Saccharomycetaceae. The transcript has a single exon.